GUAAUUACUGAUGUUUUGGCAAAAUGUCUACUUUUUGAGCCAUAGUUCAGCUCUCAAUGCAUUGACUCCGAGUUGAUUGCAUUGACUCCAAGACUCACUUCCAUCACAUCCAUCGCUUCCAUUCUCUCAACACUCGCCAAAGAGUGCACUCAUUGGCCAACCCAUGGAUUCAACGCAUAAAUCAUUAUCACUCAUCUGUUCCCAUAUUUGACAGAUUGUUGCAGUGAUUAGCUAUGAAUUGAAGUGAAUAUCAAUUGAAUCCAUUAAUAAGACAAUUAUUGGUGGGAAUCGUUGACACAAAGUGUGGACACAAUGGGUGCCAACAGUUCCACACAAAUGGGUUCGUCCGCGAGUUCGAUGACAUCGACGGUGCCAUCGAUGAACUCGACAUCACAAGAGACGGUCAACUCGUGGACCUCUUUCUCGGACAGCGGUAACGGAAGUCAUGGGACGACAACCGACGGCUCUCUCACUAAUAUCGUGCCCACGAAGGAGAAGAAGCGCAAGAAUUUGUCGUCUUUGGCAACACUUCGCAAAAGACUGGUCCGGAAGAGACGCACGAGUCGUACGUUUGAUCACUCGCAGGCUCUCCGAGAUCUGAUCUCUUCGUGGACUACGAGAGACACGAAACAGUUGUGCGAAGAGUACGAGUGUUCGGGUCUUCUGAAGGAGUUGUCUCUGUUGGCGGAGAGCGCCCGACCGCUGGCCUCCUCGGCUCAGAACGACUUCUGCGAGUUAUUUGACUUCAAGUACUGCUCGGAUAUAACGCUUGUCUAUAAAGGCGUUCACUUCCCGGUCCACAAAGCAAUCGUUUGCGUUCGUUGUCCAGCCUUUCGGGAACUGUUGGGCAAAAAGCCUUCCGGCAGUUACGUGACGGUCAAUCUGGACAUCGCUGGCCUACGAGUGGAACUGUUUCACGACUUAUUGCGAUACUUGUAUUCGGGAGAACUGUCCGGUUCUUACGAUCCGCGAAACAAUUACGAUGUGUUGCUCCGGAUUAGCGAACAGUGCGGAGUUCCCAACCCUUUGGCCCACGACCUCAAACACCUCUUGGAAACGGGUCUCUAUAGCGACGCAUCGCUCCUCUUCUCUCCGACACAAAUCAAAGACUUUGCACAACCGGUCAAGAAGUGUCGCGCCUGUAGUGAUCAAAACGAGUACUCAUGUCAUCGCGCAAUACUGGCCGCCCGUUCCCCGUUCUUCAGGUCAGUCAUCCAACGCCAGGAGCGCAGGAAAGCCGAGACCAGCGAAUUGAACGGCGCCUCCAAUGCCAACCAACGGACGAAGAUAUUGUUGGACGAGACGAUUAUUCCGCGCCGGUAUGCGAGAGUACUUCUGCACGUGAUGUACAGGGAUUCGGCAGAAUUGCACCAUUUGUUGCAGUUAUGCGUCUGUAAGUGCAAUACUGAAGCGAAUGCCAGUGCCAUCAGCGGUAACACAAACGCCGGAAGCAAUAGUAAUAACAGCUCUCAUUGUAACCCAAAUUCGGUGUCGACAACAGUGUUAGUGAAAGAAGUGAUGGAUUUGUACGAAAUCGCGCGCUUUCUUGAGUUGGAUUUCCUCGUCCAGAGCUGUGAAGACUUAAUCAUUGAUUCGUUAUCUUUGGAGACAUUUAUAAUGAUCAUGAAGUGGUCAGAACAGCCACACGGCUCGCCAUGGGUUAAGCGACAGGCGCUCUGUUUUAUGAGAGAGGAGUUCUCGUCGAUCGCCUCGUCAUCACUGUUAUGUCAGUUAGAGUUAACGCAUUUAAUCGAGGCUUUGAAGUCAGACUUCUUGAACGCCAGCGAACUCGAGGUCUUGCAGGCGGUCAUCAAAUGGGGUGAAAAUCGUCUGAUGAAGCGAAUGGAGGAAAGGGAGCCAAAUGUUGUCUCAAACACUGCCCAUAGUUUGCGAAGAGGUAUCCGAAAGAAAGAAUUAAAUGAUACCGAACUCCGAGAUAUCCUAUCGGAUCUGAUAUGUCACGUGAGAGUCGGCCAUAUAUUGCCACUCGAUAGCGACAUACUGUCGAACGCCGCCAAAAGAGGUCUCAUUAGUACUCUUCCGCCGUAUAUGUUGGGCGAGGACUCAGUUCUGCCGCAAUCGCGAGGAAUAUCGUCGUGGUUUAGGGGUCGAGGAACGGGUCCUUUCGUGAGACCGCGUUAUUUCGCGCCGUAUGUCGAAGAGGCCAAAGCGAUUCUCGACGAGAGGGUCGGCAGACAGGGAGAGACUCUUCCCAAUCGAGUUUCGCGACAAAUAUCGCACAUUCCGGACGCACUCUAUAUGUUGGAUAAGGCGUCGGCUAUCACUGCUGCGAACGACGGCUUCCUGGGCUCAGACCACUACCAUCUCUGUAUAUCUUCAUCGUCUUCGUCAUCGGCGGUGUGUUAUGAGGACAUACACGACGCCAACUCCAGACCACAACUGCCUAUUCUCGAAGACAGAGUUGUAGUACUAAUGAAACAAAGGGAACAGGAGUUGAAAGCAUUAGGUCUGAGCCAAAGAGCGCUUGCAUUGGUGUCCAAUCGGUGCGAAGCACUGAGACUUAUUCAGCUGCGGGUGUGUCGGGAAUUCGGUCUCCCGGACGCUGCCUCUGAUGUAUUGCACGGAAACAACUACUCACUAGCAUUGGAAGCCCCGGACGACGCCGUGUCCCGUCUCUCAUACGCGCCCAGUGAAGUCGGUUCUCUCAGUAUUCCUCCCCCUCCCAGACCUCUCACAAGCCAUUUAGCAAAUAUGACGACAUUGCCGGAGGACAGGGAUCUUUACAGCACUUUUAGUGAACUCAAACUCGAGAGUUCUGUUCCCCGUUUGGCUCAUUUCGAUUUAGACUCACAGUUCUCGAGCAACGAAUCGCGCCGUACUCUCAGUGAUCUGAUCCCUGACAUCGCAAUCGCCACCACAGCUAUCGAAGAGUUCCAAUUGACUCAAAGGACAGACUUGACGGACAGCGCGGCUAUAAUUAAAAGAGAUUUAGACCCCGAAAGACCCCGUUUUGUAUGAAAUAUAUACAGUAUUCUCGUUUCAUUCACCAAAACUGUUAAUCUCUUAAUC
This is a messenger RNA of Oppiella nova, 3030 nucleotides long. The record is from the annotation of a GenBank genome assembly. Lineage: Eukaryota; Metazoa; Arthropoda; Arachnida; Sarcoptiformes; Oppiidae.